Messenger RNA from Carassius auratus (goldfish), 9661 nucleotides. Its product is annotated as abnormal spindle-like microcephaly-associated protein homolog. The transcript is spliced from 30 exons. Gene Ontology annotation, cellular component: spindle pole. The record is from RefSeq and is a predicted model, not a curated record. Lineage: Eukaryota; Metazoa; Chordata; Actinopteri; Cypriniformes; Cyprinidae. Gene Ontology annotation, molecular function: calmodulin binding. Gene Ontology annotation, biological process: establishment of meiotic spindle localization; mitotic cell cycle; spindle organization. Bases 90 to 9341 code for a protein of 3083 amino acids.
AAACGCACUCUGGUUUUGAACCACGGUGUGACUCACAUCAUUAACAUGUGGAUGUUCUGAACAGUCGUUCAUUUAGAUGAGUUAAAAACAUGUCUUGUAAAGUCGCAAAAGCGGAUUUUUUGGAGUUUAGUCCAACAUUUGAUUCUCAUUGUAAUCGCGAUAAGCCGGGCAAGGAAAACAACACUUCAGUUCCUGUGCUGAGUUUACUUCAGUUCUCAUCGUCUCCUUUCGUGUCAUUUGGGACGAUCAAGUUGGGAGCAUCAAAAUCUUUGCCUUUACGAAUCGAAAAUCCCACUGAGGAUGCAACGACGACCGUCAUUGUGGAAAAAAUUGCAGCAUCCAAAGGCUUUUCUGUGGAUCACACGUCUUUUACAAUACAACCUGAAGGCAACUUUAUUUUAACUGUCACUUGGACACCGGUGGAAGAAGGCGGGGUUCGAGAACUCCUCAGCUUUGUUGCAAAUGGAAUUGUCAAACACCAGGCAAUUUUGCUCGGGAAAGCAGAGGCGAAAAAGAAGAAAAAGAAAACCUUAUGGGAUUCAAUUAAAUCCAAGAAGGGUGUCCCGGCACCCUCAAAAGAGAGGAAAGAGUCUUCAAUGCCAAUGAAGUCUUCAAAUAAGACAUUUCAUGUCUCACGCCAGUCGCUGUACAGAAAAGAGAGAAAAUCCAACCCACUGUCGCCAUUAAACCAAGAAUGGUCUGCCAAAGGGUCCAAUGCCAUUAGGAUGAAUGCACCAUACUCCACUCCUGAGAUGUCAAAGCCAGUUUUUGUGACUGAAAAGUUUGAUGAUAUGCAUUUGCAAAAGAACUCGCCAGUGGUCGUCUUAGUACCAGCAGAGAGAUUUUUGGAUACACCUGGUAACCAGGCUAUGCCUUUUUCACGUAAAGCCGAGUGCAAAGAAAUCACAAGGGUUUUGAAUAAAACACUCUCUCCUGCAAGCACCCCAGAGAGGUUUGGAAAUCAGUUGUCUUUGUGCCUUCAGAGUCCACUUCCUGUGAUUGGACAAUUUGCACAAGAUCAAAGUCGUGAGCCAGAGAAACCUUCUUUGUCUUUAAAAGGCACUCUGGAUGUUACAGGAUCAGAUCUGUCACGUGCGAUGAGUCCUCCUAAUGCUUGCUCAAGCUUUGAUUUUUCGGAUUCUCUCGAGUCUGAAAAAACGGAUCCUGAAAGAACAUUUCAUGCGACAGCAGUCAUUUCACCACCAGUUGAAGUCGCUCACCCAAGGAUGACUUUCUGUGUGAAACCCAACAAAGUCAUAAGCGUUGAAUCAAAUCAUGAUGCAUGUAGGCUCAAGGCGUUACCUUUUAGCACCACCACAGUGACCAAGUUGAGCAAAGUGGGUGAUGCCCUUGUUCCCGAUGGCCCCAAGAAGUUUCCUGUGAAUUCUACCACAGUGACCAAAGGCAAACCAGAAGCCUCUGUUGAGAGUCCAGGCUUGCGUAAGAAGAAAACCUCCAGACGCAGGCUCUUGCAGAAGACCUUGGAGCUCUCAGAAGCUAGUGAUGCAGAAUCAAACACAAGUUCUCCUGACAGUGCUUUACCUAUCAUCAGCUCUGAUUCAAGUCCAGAUGUGGCACUAGAGUCCAAAUGUUCUGUAACUUCAAUGCGGGUUACAAAAGAGAAGCCAACCUCAAAGUUACCCCCUCCUGAACAGCUUUUGUCCUCUAUAUCUCCCAUUCGACCUCAAGUUUUGACCACGGUUAGUAGCAGUCCAUCAAGUGGUCUGGAGUUGGCAUCUGGUAAUUUGGUCUUUGACAAAGUGCAAUCAGGUCUUUAUCAAGACCAGUUUCCUGUGCAAAGCAGUCAAAAGAGAAAGAGUGAUGAGUGUUUGAGAGGUCAGUCAGAAGACGAAACAAACAUCCAAGCAAAAAAGUGCCGUGCACCAGCACAUGCGACAGAGAGACCAAGCAAUGAAAGAACAUUCACUUCAAGGUCCACAUCUGGACAGCAACACAAAGCUAUAGCUCCACCAAGCUCAAGAAAGUUCACAAAACCUCCACCAAAGAAAUCCUCUCUAAAAACGACUCAAAAAGAUGGCUGGUCUGUGAAGUCACUGAGCAGCUCGAGUCGAAAGCCUGCAAGGAUCGUGGCUGUAGCACAGGCCAAACUGACCUUUAUGAAGCCGUCACAGACUGCCAUACCAAGGCAUCCUCUGCCAUUUGCUGCAAAGAACAUGUUUUAUGAUGAGCGAUGGAUUGAGAAGCAGGAGCGGGGCUUCACCUGGUGGAUGAAUUAUGUUCUCACUCCUGAUGAUUUCAAAGUUGCUACUCAAGUUACCGAAGUGAAUGCCUUAUCAUUAACUAUGGGGAACGAAAAAUUCAAUAUACCUAAAGCACCAACCAAAGAAGAGAUGUCUUUUAGAACCUACACAGCCCGUCAACGGAUAAACCGCCUUCGGCGAGCAGCUUGCAAGCUUUUUACGUCAGACACCAUGGUGAAGGCCAUCCAGAAACUGGAGCUGGAAGUAGAAGCCAAGAGACUCCUUGUGCGAAAGGACCGACAUCUCUGGAAAGACAUAGGUGAGCGUCAGAAAGUUCUCAACUGGCUGAUAUCAUACAAUCCACUUUGGCUGCGAAUCGGACUUGAGACAAUCUAUGGAGAGCUAAUAUCACUUGAAAGCAACAGUGAUGUCAUGGGACUGGCCAUGUUUAUUCUUGGACGUCUCCUGUGGAACCCAGACUUAGCUGCUGAGUUCAGACACCCCAAAGUGCUCAAUUUGUACAGAGAUGGGCACGAAGAGGCGCUCUCUCGCUUCACUCUAAAGAAACUAAUCCUGCUGGUCUGCUUUCUGGAUAAAGCCAAAGAGUCCAGACUGAUCGAACAUGAUCCAUGUUUGUUCUGCAUGGAUGCUGAAUUUAAGUCAAGCAAAGAUCUGUUACUGGCAUUUUCUCGGGACUUCCUCAGCGGUGAAGGCAUUUUGUCACGGCACCUCAGCCACUUGGGCCUAGCUGUAUCCCACGUUCAGACCCCUCUGGAUGAGUUCAACUUUGCUGUGAAGAAUCUUGCUGUUGAUUUGAGAUGUGGAAUCCGUUUGGUACGGGUCAUGGAGCUCUUCACACUGGACUGGACUUUGUCUCGAAAUCUGCGGAUACCCGCUAUUAGCCGCUUACAGAAAGUGCACAAUGUUGAUGUUGCACUACAAGUUCUGAAAAACAAAGGUGUUGACCUUAAAGAUGAGCAUGGAGUGACCAUUGACUCCAGAGACAUUGUGGAUGGACACAGGGAAAAGACCCUAAACCUUCUGUGGAAAAUCAUAUUUGCCUUCCAGGUGGAAGUGCUACUUGAUGAGAAUCAGCUCAAAGAGGAAAUCAGUUUCCUCAGGAAAACAUGGAGAACUAAACAGAAGCUGGCCUCAGUAAUGGGUAACCGUGGGGUUGCAGUGACAAAGAUGAAGUCAAGACAAGCAUUUGAACAUCCAAGCCAAAAAGUGACACUGCUCAUGGACUGGGUUAAUGCUGUUUGUGAGUUCUACAACAUAAAGGCUGAAAAUUUCACGGUGUCAUUCUCAGAUGGCCGUAUCCUGUGCUACCUCAUUCAUCAUUACCAUCCUGGUCAUCUCCCUGCAGAAGAGAUUCAACAGAGAACGACGCAGACCGUUGAAUGUGGCAAUCGUGGCAGAGUUGAGCUCAAUAACUCCUCGACUGACUCAGACUGCUCUUUUGAAAAUUUGCCCACAAUUCAAUCUGAAUCCCCGUCAGUGGACUUCAAAGAGCUACUUGAGAAAGAGAGAAGUAACUUCCAGUUGGUGAACACCGCCGUGUCUUAUCUUGGAGGGGUGCCUUCUAUGAUAAAUCCAGAAGAUAUGUCCAACACUAUCCCAAAUGAAAAGGUUGUCACAUGCUACCUCUCCUUCCUCUGUGCCCGUCUUUUGGAUCUCCGCAAUGAAACAAAAGCAGCCCGGGUCAUCCAGGGUGCAUGGCGGAGAUACAAGCUACAGAAGAACAUCGAGCUUAUUCAGCAAAGGAACCUGGCUGCCACUAAAAUUCAAGCCCUUGUGCGGAAGUUCAUCUUGAGAAGAAGAAUGAUCCGACAGAAUAAAGCAGCCAUCAUGAUCCAAACAUUCUGGAGAGGAUACCUUGCACGGGAAAAAUUGAGAGUGCUGAAAAAAGAGAAACGGUUUGCUCUUCAAAAUGCAGCUGCAACUGUAAUUCAGAAAACAUACAAAGCUUGGAGGAUUCAAAAUCUCCUAAAGAAAAACUGUGGUGCUUCUGUAAUCCAAGCAGCUUUCCGGAAGUGGCAUGCAAAGAAAUUGCUUGAAAGAAAUGCUGCUGCCUCGGUGGCUCAGCGCCACCAAGCUGCAUGUCUGAUUCAAACUGCUUUCAAGCGGUUUAUUGCUCAAAGGCACUAUUUACAUUUAAAAAGAUCGGCCAUUGUCCUGCAACAGAGAUACAGAGCAAAAGUACUUGGAGAGAAAUUACAACAAGAGUAUAUGGCUCUUAAACUCGCUUCAUUGACAAUUCAAGCAAUUUGGCGAGGACGAGCUGAGAGGAAAAAAAUAAGUAAACUCCACAGAUUUGCCGUAAUCAUUCAGACCAACUACCGUAGAUAUGCAGCACAGACACGGUUUUUGGAAAUGAAACAGGCUGCCGUAUUCAUUCAAAGAAAAUACAGAGCCUUCAGAGAUGGACGGAGGGUCUAUGCAGAAUACACUGAAAUUAAAAGAGCGACCAUUGUGCUACAAAGUGCUUAUCGUGGCAAUAGAGCAAGACAAGAACUGCAGAAGAAAAACAAAGCAGCAACUUUGAUUCAGUCUGUCAUAAGAGCACAUAGGUGCCGUCAGAAGUUUUUAGCUCUAAAACAUGCUGCUAUUGUCAUUCAGCAACGCCAUCGGGCUUUGGCAUUUGGACUGUUGGAAAGAAACCAUUAUGUCAAUUUAAGGCAGGCAACUAUAACUCUACAAGCCAUAUAUCGGGGUUCCAAAGUGAAGCAAAAUCUUAGACAAAAGCAUCAAGCUGCUACCAUCAUUCAAGCUCAAUUCCGAAUGCAUAAGGUACGUGUUGCCUUUAUUGCUGCAAAGUGCGCAGCUAUCAUAAUACAGCAGCAAUACAGAGCCUACAGAGUUGGCAAAUGCAUACAAGCUACUUACCUGCAAACGAAAAAUGCCUCUGUAGUCAUUCAGUCAGCAUUUAGGGGAAUGAGAGUUCGCAACUACUUAAGAAAAUCUCACCAAGCUGCGACAGUGAUUCAGGCUCAUUUCCGUGGACAUUCCCAACUCAAGAAGUACCAAAGACAACAGUGGGCCGUAUCCAUUUUACAGCAGCGAUUCAGGGCAAUGAUGACUAGAAAUGCUGUUAUGAAGAGAGAUGCAGCCAUGAAAACAGCAGCCAUAUGUAUCCAGUCAGCUUUCCGUGGAAUGAUGGUGAGAAAGCAGAUUUCAGAAAAGCACAAUUCUGCAAAAAUUAUCCAGAAGACAUAUAGAGCAUACAAGCAACGCCGUGAUUACCUUGCUCUCAGAAAUGCCACUAUUCGUGUUCAGCAACAGUAUAGAGCAAUUGUAAGUGCAAGGCAGCAACGUAAAAGGUUUUGCUCCUUGAGAGCAGCUGCCAUCACUUUGCAGUCUAUGUACCGAGGGAUGAGGGUAAGGAAAGAGUUUGAAAGAAAGCAUAAAGCGGCCACUGUGAUUCAGGCAAUGUACAAAAUGUACAGAACUCGAGUGCCAUUCCAAGCUAUGAAACUGGCUGCAUUGGUCAUACAGAGGAAAUACAGGCGCCAUCUACUGAGAAAAGAGGCAAGAGAGAACUUUUUGGAGCUACGGCGUAGUGCAAUUGCAAUUCAGGCAAUUUACAGAGGGAACCGUACACGCCGGGACAUUGCUAGAAUGAAUUUUGCAGCCAGAGUCAUUCAACGGAAGUACCUUGCCUACAAACAGAGAAAGUGCUUCUUGUCCAUCAGAGCUGCUGUUGAAUGCUGUCAGCGACAGUAUCGAUCCCUUUUGGUUGCAAGGCGUGAUCGGAGAGAUUAUUUUGCUAAACGCCGAGCUGUUGUUGCAAUCCAAGCAACUUUCAGAGGAAUGCAGGUCCGGCGACAGAUCCGAAGAGAGCACGAAGCUGCAACAAUCAUUCAGUCCCAUGUGAGAAAACACAUUCUCAAGUUGCGCUUCCAGCGACUUCGGCGGGCAGUCUGUACUGUUCAGCAGCGAUUCAGAGCUAACAAAAUUAUGAAACGAGAGAUGGCGGCACUGCAGGAACAGAAGAGUGCUGCCUUGAUUCUGCAAGCAGCCUAUCGUGGCAUGAAGUCCAGACAGACUUUGAAGCAAAUGCGCCAGGCCGCCACCAUCUUUCAGGCAACUUUCAGAGCUUAUAGUGCUCGCAAACGGUAUUUAGCCAUGAGACACGCUGCCAUUGUCAUUCAGCAAAGAUACCGUGCCACAAAAGUAGCGAAACGGCAAAGAAACCAUUUUCUUGAAAUGUGCCAAAGUGCACUUGUUGUUCAGGCAUAUUAUAGAGGGCUUAAAGUUCGAAGGAAACUACUACAACAGCGUCAAGCAGCUGUCUUGAUUCAGUCUCGUUUUAGGAGACACAAAGAGAUGGUUAAGUACCAGGCCAUAAGGUUGUCAGCUAUCAUUAUCCAGAAACAUUACAGGUCAUACACCCAGGCUAGAGCAGAUCGUGAGAAAUAUCUACAAUUAAGAAAGUCAGCCAUGGUCAUUCAAGCAGCUUUUAGAGGACACUCUCUAAGGAGACAAUUGGCUGAAAAGCAAAAAGCAUCCAUCAUCAUACAGGCUGCUUUCCGGAUGUACCAGCAGAGGUCAACAUUUAAGAGAAAGCGCUGGGCAGCCAUGAUUCUCCAACAAAGAUUUAGAGCCCUGAAACUCAGAGAUGAGCAGAUGUGUAGAUACCUGCUGGUAAGAAAUGCUGCAGUAUGCCUGCAGAAGUCUUUCAGAGGGAUGAAGGGGAGAAAACUGGCCAGACGGACGAAAGCCGCAAGAACCAUCCAGUCCUACCUAAAGAUGGCUGUCCAACGACAGUGUUUCUUGAAAGAAAAGGCUGCAGCAAUCAAGAUUCAGUCUGCGUACAGGGGCCAUUGUGCCAGAGUUCAGCAUGCCAGGAUGCAAGCAAGUGCAACACUCAUCCAAAAGUGGUACAGAUCAUGUAAACUGGCCCAUAAAGAUCGAAAUGGUUUUGUUGCUCUUAAGCAAGCUACAAUUACGUUGCAAUCUGCAUUGCGCGGAAUGCUAGUGAGGAGGCAUGCAAAAAGAAGGCAGGCUGCAAUAAAGAUUCAGUCUGUUAUGCGCAUGCAUGUCCACCGCAAGCGCUACGUGUUGCUCCGCUCAAGUGUCCUGAAGUUGCAAGCUCAUUACAGAAUGUUUGUGGACCGGAGAAGAUACAGCAGGUUGCAAGGUGCAACUGUUACUCUCCAAAGGCAUUACAGAGCUCAUAGGGCAGCAGUGGAGCAGAGGAGCAGUUAUCUGAAGAUGCUCCAGAACAUAAAAAUCCUUCAGGCCAGAGUGCGUGGACACAUUGAGUACAGAAGAUUUCAGAGAUUGCGUGCAAGUGCCAUCACAAUUCAGACACAUUAUCGGGGGAUGAUUGAAAGAUGCAGGUUUCAGCAUCUCAGGGAAUCUGUUUUGGUCAUACAGAAGCAUUACAGAGCUUUUCGCCUCUGCCAGAGAGAGCGUGCACAGUUUCUUCAACUGCAGAAGUCAGCUGUUGUGAUACAAAGAGCAUUUCGGGCUUAUCAAGAAAGACAACAUGCUGUGCGAGCACAAGCUGCCCGGAAAAUUCAGGCCUGGUUCCGAGGACGAAUAGCUAGACGAAACUACAUUUUAAAACAAGCUGCUGUUGCAACCAUUAGUCGAUGUAUUCAAGCAAAACGGCAACGGUCAAGAUUUCUAGCAGUCCAGCACAGUGUCCGAGUCAUUCAGAAAAGAUGGAGGGAAACCCUAAUCGCCAGAAAACAGCAUGCGGACUUCCUGAGGUUUAGAAAGUCUGUUCUAUACAUUCAGGCAUUGUGGAGAGGUCAAAGAGUGAGAGAUUCCAUUCAAAAGCAAAUAACAGCUGCUGUGAAGAUACAGUCAGCUUUCAGAUGCUUUAGCCAAAGACGUCGAUACCGCCAACAGAGAGAUGCUGCCAUAACUCUACAGCGCCAUUUCCGAUUUUUACGGCUGGCCAGAAUUAAAGAAGAAAAUCUAAGACAACGACACAAUGCCGCGGUCUGUCUUCAGGCUAUGUGGCGUGGUUGGCUUGCGAGACAACAGGUAAAAGAAAUGGCUUGUGCUAAGAGACGCCACCGUUUCACAGCUGCUGUUUACCAUCAUCUCUGCGCAAUAAGGAUUCAGAGAGCUGUGCGAGCACACUGGAUACUUAUAUCCGCCAAGAGGAAGAUCUCUUCAGUCCUAUACAUCCAGCAAUGUUUUAGGGCAAAGCUGCAAAGAAAGAGAUAUCUUAAAGACAGAGAACACAUCAUCAAGACGCAGAGGGCAGUGAGAACUUGGUUACAUCAUCGCAACAAAGCUGCUGCUACUAUCCAGCAUGCAUUUAGGAAGUUCCUUCUGAGACGCCGCAAGGAGAGGAUACAACGUGGAAUAAUAAAAGCGCAGGCGCUCUGGAGGGGUCAUCGUUCAAGAACACAUCAUGACACAAGCAAAGUCAUCUCCAUGAGGCGCCGUCUCAGGGAAGUAAAUCGAGGGGUGAAGGAAGAGGACAAGCUGUGUAACAAGACUACAACAGCACUGAGCUACCUGCUUGGACUUCAAAAUUAUGCGUACAUUCUUGCAGCCUUGAAACAUUUGGAAACCGCCACAAGACUUUCUCCAGAGUGCUGUGAACGUCUUGUUGAAAGUGGAGCAACACACACCAUCUUCACUCUGAUAAGGAGCUGCAACAGAAGUGUGCCUUCAAUGGAGAUCAUCACAUUAUCCAUCCAAGUUCUUCUCAACUUAUCAAAGUACAACAGAACCAUUGAUGCAGUUUAUGAUGUAGACAACUCUGUAGAAACCCUCCUGGAUCUUCUGCAGAUCUACCGGGAGAAGGCCGGAGAUAAGGUUGCAGAAAAAGGUGGCAGCAUCUUUACCAAGGCUUGUUUUCUCUUGGUCCUCUUAGUCCAGGAUGAAAGGAGAGCAAUGGAGAUUCGAAAACUUCCAAAGGUUUCGGAUCGCAUUCGCAGCAUCUGCCGACUUACGCUUCGAAAGUGCAAGAUGGAUGCUGAGAGAAACAAAGUCAAGCAGAAAAUGAACACCUCUCUCAAUGGAAGCUUCCUCCUCCAAGCCACACCUCGAAAAUCAAAACCUGUGGCCAGGUUUGCUCCCGACUGGGUUCUACGGCGUGACAAGUUGAAGGACAUCGUGGAUCCUCUUCGGGCCAUUCAGAUGCUGGCUAACGCUCUGGCUAUUGUGCCUUGAAAAUAUUGUGGCAAGGAAAAGUCUAUAAACCUUUGCACUGCCAAAGUGUUGCUCAGAACUGUGCUCCUUUGUAAAUAUUGUUUAUAUUUGUACUUUGUAUAUUUUUAAUACUUUGUUUUAUCAAAAUGUUGUGGGUGACUUUUUAUUGGAGCAUAUUGGGGUCUGUGCUAAAAGAUGACCUGUUGGCUCUAAGAUUCUGUAAAUACAAAUGCAGGUUGGAAUUGAUUUAUUUUAAAGUGAUUGAAUUGAAUAUUAAAAAGAACCACAGCUUCUGUUCUGGUUAAAAAAAAAGUUAUUAAAUGAAAUAACACUUAAAACAA